GGACGUGCGCGCCGUGUGGGGCGCGCACGCAGGGCUGGGCGAGAGGGGGCGUGCGCGUGCGCAGGCGACGCGCCGAGGGACUAGGCAGAGCUGUGGAACCGCCGCCAGGUCGCUGUCGGUCCACGCCGCCCGUCGCGCUGCCCGCCCGCUCAGCGUCCGCCGCCGCCAUGGGAGUGCAGGUGGAAACCAUCUCCCCAGGAGACGGGCGCACCUUCCCGAAGCGCGGCCAGACCUGCGUGGUGCACUAUACCGGGAUGCUUGAAGAUGGAAAGAAAUUUGAUUCCUCCCGGGACAGAAACAAGCCCUUUAAGUUUAUGCUAGGCAAGCAGGAGGUGAUCCGAGGCUGGGAAGAAGGGGUUGCCCAGAUGAGUGUGGGUCAGAGAGCCAAACUGACUAUAUCUCCAGAUUAUGCCUAUGGUGCCACUGGGCACCCAGGCAUCAUCCCACCACAUGCCACUCUCGUCUUCGAUGUGGAGCUUCUAAAACUGGAAUGACAGGAAUGGCCUCCUCCCUUAGCUCCCUGUUCUUGGAUCUGCCAUGGAGGGAUCUGGUGCCUCCAGACGUGUGCACAUGAAUCCAUAUGGAGCUUUUCCUGAUGUUCCACUCCACUUUGUAUAGACAUCUGCCCUGACUGAAUGUGUUGUCACUCAGCUUUGCUUCCAACACCUCUGUUUCCUCUUCCCCUUUCUCCUCGUAUGUGUGUUUACCUAAACUACAUGCCAUAAACCUCAAGUUAUUCAUUUAAUUUUGUUUUCAUUUUGGGGUGAAGAUUCAGUUUCAGUCUUUUGGGUAUAGGUUUCCAAUUAAGUACAUGGUCAAGUAUUAACAGCACAAGUUAUAGGUUAACGUUAGAAUAGGAAUUGGUGUUGGGGGGGGUUGCAAGAAUAUUUUAUUUUAAUUUUUUGGAUGAAAUUUUUAUCUAUUAUAUAUUAAACAUUCUUGCUGCUGCGCUGCAAAGCCAUAGCAGAUUUGAGGCGCUGUUGAGGACUGAAUUAUUCUCCAAGUUGAGAGAUGUCCUUGGGUUAAAUUAAAAUCCCUACCUGAAACUGAGGUGAGGAUGGGGGGAGAGCCUUUGCCUCCACCAUUCCCACCCACCCUCCCCUUAAACCCUCUGCCUUUGAAAGCAGAUCAUGUUCACUGCAAUGUUGGACACUACAGGUAUCUGUCCCUGGGCCAGCAGGGACCUCUGAAGCCUUCUUUGUGGCCUGACUUAUUAUUAUUUUUUUUCAUCCUGUGGUUUUUCUAAUGGACUUUCAGGAAUUUUGUAAUCUCCUAACUUUCCAAGCUCCACCACUUCCUAAAUCUUAAGAACUUUAAUUGACAGUUUCAAUUGAAGGUGCUGUUUGUAGACUUAACACCCAGUGAAAGCCCAGCCAUCAUGACAAAUCCUUGAAUGUUCUCUUAAGAAAAUGAUGCUGGUCAUCGCAGCUUCAGCAUCUCCUGUUAUUUGAUGCUUGGCUCCCUCUGCUGAUCUCAGAGUUUCCUGGCUCUUCCUCCCUUAGCCCCUUCUCACCCCUUUGCUGUCCUGUGUAGUGAUCUGGUGAGAGAAAUCGUUGCUGCACCCUUCCCCCAGCACCAUUUAUGAGUCUCAAGUUUUAUUAUUGCAAUAAAAGUGCUUUAUGCCGGCUUUUCUCA
Molecule: messenger RNA, 1635 nt
Organism: Nomascus leucogenys (northern white-cheeked gibbon)
Lineage: Eukaryota; Metazoa; Chordata; Mammalia; Primates; Hylobatidae
Gene: FKBP1A
Product: FKBP prolyl isomerase 1A
Molecular function (GO): peptidyl-prolyl cis-trans isomerase activity
Source: RefSeq, a predicted model, not a curated record